AUGUACGGCUAUUAUAAUGGUGGAUAUAAUUUUGAUCUUUCAAACGAUAAUGCAACGAGGUAUGAUUCAAUGUUUGAAGAAGCUGCUACGAUUUAUGACGACUAUGAAUCACAGGCAUUGGAGAUUUACAGAAUCUACUGUAAGCAGUCAUGCACACAGGAAUUCGAAGAGUUACCUACUAAAUAUUGUGAGCUGUGUUACUGCGACGUUGCUUGUAAUUAUUAUGGGGACUGUUGCCCUGAUUAUCACUACAUCAACAAUUCAAAGAUUGUGGACCAUGUCUGUGAACCUACAUCCAUACCUGCUCAUGGCCUUUUCAGUAAAUACGUUACCGAAUGUCCCAAAGAUUUCAGAGAUGGAGAACCUUUACCAAAGUGUGUAGAAACAUCACCGGACAAUUGGAGAUCAAUGCAAGUUGUUUCAGAUCCGGACACCAACGUUACGUAUCGAAAUAAGUAUUGUGCCGAAUGCCAUGGCGUAGAUUCUCCAGCAUUGAAAUGGGAUAUUGGUAUAUAUUGUGAGAGGGAUCCCCCGAAACCACCUUUCAACAGAAAAGAAGACGUAUACUUGGCGGCAGUGAAAGAGCAAUCCUGUCAAAUAGAAUUCAUUCGACCAGAUUCCAUUCCCUUCCGUCCUUGCGGGAACACGGUCAGCUAUCCAAGGAUCUGUAACGCUACCGGUCUUUGGGGUGUAUAUGAUCCUUUGAUUGAGCGAGGUUGUUUGACUUUUCCGGAAAAUCAAGUUAGAUACCACACAAAUAUCUUCUGUUACAUGUGCAACACAUACUUGUCGUGGGAAGUUGUAAAAGCCGAGGCAGUUGGUCGUGAGCCAAAUGUUUUUCGAGUGACUCUAACAUCCCUGUUGGAACUAGGCGAAGAUGAUGAAGAUGAUAGUGAUGCUACUGAUGAUGACAUGUGCCAAGUCACUGACCCCUAUACAUGUGACUGUAGAAAUCCCUCAUGUUCUGAAGAAAAGGAAUACAAAGACGGGAAGUGCAAAUCGGUUUAUAAAGUCGCCAGAUCGCAUUUGUAUACUCUUAAUCUGUAUGGUCGACUGGUAUUCAACGAAAGCGACCUUCGUCCUGAUAUCGAGAGUGAUUUCCUGGGUAAAUUCAUGUAUCGUAUGGAAUCCUUCAAUGUAGUCAUAUAUCUUUGUACUUACAAGCCUACUUAUGUAUCCAGCUGCGGACAAAAUACUAGCAUGACGAUUUUAUUUACUUUUGUAUGUCGUCUUUAUUUUAGAGAACCACGUAAUACCGACGUAUUCGAACAAGAAAUGUUCUCACUGAUUGACAAUGACUUGAAUUUGACAAUGCAAUAUCAGUCUCUAAAGCUCGCUUUCGGGCCAGUUGAAAAUAACUUCUUUAGGAUGAAUAUUGACGACAAAAGUAGUUGCAAGGAUUAUCCAAUGUAUCUUCGACAAAUAACCACAUUGGAUUACUCUCAGGACGUGAACAUAGAGAGUUUCAGAAAUGUAGAAUUAACUAGGCUUUUAUCGUGUCCAAGAGUCCAUUUGUCUGUGGAUGAAACGAUCCUAUCGACUGACAACAAAACACUGACCAUUAAAGCAACCAACAAAACAAUCGCUACACCGGAUUUUUCCCAAGAUGGCGAGGGACGUUUUAUCGUCUGCUUGGAUGACUAUCUUGAUGCUGAAGUAGAAAAGUUAAACUGCGACUUCGAUCGCCUAACUGCCAAUACUACCAAAACGAGUCCAAAAAUAACCGCUUUGGGUAUCUUGUCUGGCAUCUGCACAUGUCUUUCUGUAUUGUUUCUGUUAAUAACGUUGGUGAUCUUCUGCUUGUUCAAAAGCAUGCGGACAUCCAUUGGUCUGGGAAUCAUGGCUCUUUGCCUUUCUCUGCUUGUGGCUCAAAUUCUUUUCGAGUUCGGUGCGGAACAAACGGAAAUUAAAUGGGUGUGUGAAAUGAUUGGAAUAGCAACGCAUUUUUCCUGGUUGACUUCCACCUUUUGGAUGAACGUCUGCACAGUUAGUCUCUUCUAUAAGCUGAACUUCCCGAUGGAGUCCAGACAUAUUUCCAAACGCAAAAUGAUGGCUUACUCAAUUCUGUACUGCUUUGGAUGCUCCGCCAUGAUUAUUGGGGCAUUGGCUCUUGGAUCCUGGUUGAACGAUGGGUCUCUUGGGUAUGGAGGAUCGUCUUGUUAUAUCUCAGGAUCAAAUGGACGUCGAUUAGGAUUUGCUUUACCAGUUGGUCUUCUGGUAUUGACCAACAUCAUCCUCUUUGCUUGGACCUUCAUUAAGCUGAAAAGGCAUCAGAAGAUUCAAUCCACACAGGAGAAUCAGAUCAGCAUGAUGGCCUGCCUGAAACUAUCUGUCAUUACAGGACUUACUUGGGUCUUCGCCUUUCUGUUUGAAGCAACGGGAUUCAUUGUAUUCGCUUAUCUGUUUACUCUAUUUGUCGGUGCACAAGGCUUUGUUAUCUUCUUGGCUUUUGUUUUCAAUAGACGAGUCUUGAAGUUGUUGAAGAUCAGAUAUGGAUUUGCUAUAAAGAAGAAUACACAAUCGCAACAAAGUAUUUCAAAAAACGACCCUGGGUUAGAGACGAAUUUAAGUGGAAUUAGCACAUCUGAAGAUUGGUGUAACAACACUGCCAAAAGCCUAGAAACUCAGAGGAAAGAACUUGUUGAUGGAGACGUUGAAGGUUUUUCUGAUGGUCAGAAGGCAGAUGUGGGAAAACUCUAA
This is a messenger RNA of Lottia gigantea (owl limpet), 2700 nucleotides long. RefSeq lists its product as hypothetical. Gene Ontology annotation, molecular function: G protein-coupled receptor activity. The transcript is spliced from 2 exons. Gene Ontology annotation, cellular component: membrane. Lineage: Eukaryota; Metazoa; Mollusca; Gastropoda; Lottiidae. The coding region runs from base 1 to 2700 and encodes 899 amino acids. The record is from RefSeq and is a predicted model, not a curated record. Gene Ontology annotation, biological process: cell surface receptor signaling pathway; G protein-coupled receptor signaling pathway.